This is a messenger RNA of Trifolium pratense (red clover), 1647 nucleotides long. RefSeq names its product GPN-loop GTPase QQT2. Gene Ontology annotation, molecular function: GTPase activity. The record is from RefSeq and is a predicted model, not a curated record. The transcript is spliced from 6 exons. Lineage: Eukaryota; Viridiplantae; Streptophyta; Magnoliopsida; Fabales; Fabaceae. The coding region runs from base 207 to 1391 and encodes 394 amino acids.
CAAACCCUAGUCAUCGUUAACACCUCGUUUAAAACCCAACAUAAAGACACUUUUAUGAUUCUCUUCCUCAUUUUUUCCGCAUAAUAAUCACUUAUUCAUUCAUUCAUUUUACUUUCCCUCUUCUUCCAAACGACCCACUACCGCCGCCGCCCUUUCCCCCACCCUUCCUUCACCGGACAUCCACCGUCGGAGUUUCUUAACCUAAAAUGGACGUCGAUAACGGUUCAAACAAAGUUAUCCCCGACAACACGAGCAUGGAAACAGAAUCCACUGACUCUCAAGCGAAAGACAAACAAAAAGAGGAGCUUGCUGAGUCAAUGCAGAAUUUGGGCAUUCAAGGAUCACCUAACUUCAAGAAAAAACCUGUCAUCAUUAUAGUUGUAGGAAUGGCUGGGAGUGGGAAAACAACACUUCUUCAUAGGUUGGUUGCCCAUACCCAGAUGUCAAACAUCAGGGGUUAUGUGAUGAAUCUUGACCCGGCGGUCUUGACACUCCCCUAUGGUGCUAACAUUGACAUAAGAGACACCGUUAAGUACAAAGAAGUCAUGAAGCAGUUCAACCUUGGACCUAAUGGUGGAAUUUUGACUUCUCUUAACUUGUUUGCUACCAAGUUCGAUGAGGUGAUUUCUGUUAUUGAGAAACGAGCAGAUCAACUUGACUAUGUUCUUGUGGACACCCCUGGUCAGAUCGAGAUAUUCACCUGGUCUGCUUCUGGUGCUAUCAUCACAGAAGCUUUUGCCUCGACAUUUCCCACUGUAGUCACCUAUGUAGUUGAUACACCUCGUGCAGAAAAUCCCACCACUUUUAUGAGUAACAUGCUUUAUGCUGUCAGUAUCCUCUAUAAGACAAGGUUACCUCUCAUCUUGGCAUUCAACAAGGUCGAUGUAGCAAAACAUGAGUUUGCCUUGGAGUGGAUGAAAGAUUUUGAGGCAUUCCAAGCAGCAUCAAGUGCAGAUCAUUCGUACACCUCAAAUUUAACUCAGAGCCUUUCUUUAGCACUGGAUGACUUUUACAGUAAUUUAAGAUCAGCUGGAGUUUCUGCAGUUACUGGUGCAGGAAUUGAAGCCUUCUUCAAAGCUGUUGAUGCAAGUGCAGAGGAAUACAUGGAAACCUACAAGGCUGAUCUUGAUAAAAGACGUGAAGAGAAACUACGAUUGGAGGAGAAUCGCAGGAAGGAGAACAUGGAUAAACUGAGGAGGGAGAUGGAGAAAUCUGGAGGAGAAACUGUAGUCUUGAGCACUGGUUUGAAAGACAAAGUGGAGAAUGGAGAUGAAGAGGAUGAGGAAAUGGAUGAUGAGGAUGAUGAUAUUGAUUUGGGGAUAUAUACUGAAGAUGAGGAUGCUAUAGAUGAGGAUGACGAAGAUGAAGAGGUUGAUAAGUUUUCCUUCUGAUGUGAAUUUAUGAACAUUUGGAUUGCAUCGGAACUAGCUCUUGUAUAGGACCUUGACUUCAUUUGGUACAUGCAUACAACCUUCAUAGUUUGACUACCAAUUAAUUGCCCAGUUUAUUUCAUACAUUCUAUCAGGCAUUAUUCUCUCUAUAGGUUCUUUUCCUUGAUGAUACUAAUACUAGUAAUUGCCAAGUUAACUAUGCUUGAUUUUUGUGCAAAUUGAGGACUAAUGAUUGUUAUGAUGAUCUGUGACCUGU